Solanum dulcamara is the source of this 1227-nucleotide messenger RNA. RefSeq lists its product as uncharacterized. The record is from RefSeq and is a predicted model, not a curated record. The coding region runs from base 1 to 1227 and encodes 408 amino acids. Lineage: Eukaryota; Viridiplantae; Streptophyta; Magnoliopsida; Solanales; Solanaceae. Gene Ontology annotation, biological process: response to ethylene; response to auxin; response to gibberellin. The transcript has 5 exons. Gene Ontology annotation, molecular function: DNA binding.
AUGUCCUUCAUGGAUGGUUCAUCUGGAUACAAUCAAAUUCGCAUGUCACCAAAGGAUGAAGAAUUUACUGCAUUUCGCUCUCCUAAAGACGUAACGCUAGUGGAAAUUCAGCCACCUUGGAAGAUGUAUUUUGAUGGUGCUGCACAUCGUGAAGGGGCCGGUGCUGGAGUGGCAUUUGUCACUUCCCAUGGAGAAGGAAAUUGGACUGAAAUUGCUAAACAUUUUGUGCAAAGCAGGACACCAACUCAAAUUGCGAGUCAUGCCCAGAAAUAUUUUGACAGACUAAAAGAGAAGAGUAUCUUCGACAUUAAUUUGGACCAAGAAUCCUCAAAUACUUAUCCUGAAUUGGUGUCGAAAAAGAAGAAGAAAGGCAAACAAGUAUUGAAUGAAGAAAGUCCAAUUUCACCAAUGCCAAUCAGCUACAUACUUCCUUCUAAUGGAAGUUAUUCCUAUGCCUAUGUUCCCAUGAACAAUGAUCAGUUUAAUUUUGUCUCAUCAUCAACUAAUGCAACUCCACUAGUCCACCGGGCUUCGUCUCAGUCUAGUUCUGCGUCCGUGGAUGUAAAAGCUUGGCAAAUCAAGAAAAUGGGGGAGAGCAAGCAUAGCAUUAAGCUAUUUGGUGUUGAUAUCAGUAGUGAUGAUAAUGGGGAUUCGGUUGUUUCAGGAUCAAGAAACAAGAGAAGUGAAGAUGAAGACAAGGGUAUAUCUGAAGUUGAAAAAACAGGGGAUGCUUCAAGUUCAAGAACAGAGGAACUAGGGUGCAGCAGUAAUAGCAUUGAACUAUUUGAUGUUAAGAUCAAUUAUGGGGAUUCGAUUGUUUUACGAUCAAGAAACAAGAGAAGAAUAUGUAGUGAAGAUGCACAGAAGUGUACAUCUGAAGUUGAAGAAAUUGAAAAAACAAGGGAUGUUUCAAGUUCAAGAACCAAGGAAAUAGGCUGUAGCAGUAACAACAAUGAACUAUUUGAUGUUGAGAUGUAUACUGAGAUUCAUGAUGAUAAUGGAGAUUCGGUUGUUUUAGGAUCAACAAAAAAGGAAGGAGAUUGGACUAAUGAUGAACACAAGGCAUUCUUGAUUGGAUUGGAGAGACUUGGAAAACCAAAUUGGACUGGAAUUGCCAAAGAAUUUGUGCCAAGUAGAACGAAUAUACAAGUUUACAACCAUGCCCAGAAAUAUUUUGCACGACUCGAGGCUAACAAUAACAAAGCAGCAAGUCGACUAGUAAUGUAA